Molecule: messenger RNA, 2490 nt
Organism: Spodoptera frugiperda (fall armyworm)
Lineage: Eukaryota; Metazoa; Arthropoda; Insecta; Lepidoptera; Noctuidae
Gene: RIC-3
Product: muscle M-line assembly protein unc-89
Exons: 13
Coding region: 152-2389 (745 amino acids)
Biological process (GO): protein localization to cell surface; synaptic transmission, cholinergic
Cellular component (GO): neuron projection; neuronal cell body; intracellular membrane-bounded organelle
Source: RefSeq, a predicted model, not a curated record
GGCGCGUCUGACAGCUGUCAUUGCGCGCUUUCUUCACGGGCGGGACGUGUGGGACGAAAAUCUUUAUUUAUAUCACACACGACGAUGUUCCCGUAGAGUGCGACUGGCUGUGUACGUGCGUGACGAAACGAUACGAAAACACGACGACAAAAUGCCGAACGAGGAGGUGUUGGGUCCGCGGAAGACGAUGUUUGUACUUGUGAUUGUUGUUGGGUGUUUUGCUGUGUUGUGGCCUAGGAUCCUGUCGCCGCUGAUCACAGGCCCCAGUGGGGAGCAGCUCAAGCCGAACAAGUUCGACCGGGAGGCAGGAUGCUGCGAGGUACUAUUCGAAAACGAAAUGGCUGUUCUGGAGCUUAUCAACGAAGUCUGCAGUUCAGCUGUUCAAGUUCGCGGGACGCUCAGCCCUCAUGCUGCAGCUGAAUGUCGGAAAGCAGUCAAUGAGACCUGCGGAGUGGAUUUAGCUGCAUUCCUUAAACGGAAUGAGAAUGUUGGGAAAACAUCUAAAGCCUUAAUAGAGACUAUGAAGAACAGCAACAGCUCUUGUCUGAAGGAGCACUUCGGAGUCCCUGUCUGGAGUCUCGGUGUCCAUGUAUCACAGAACUCGUGGACUCUGCAAGACACUAUCAAACAAGAGCGUCCUUUGAUCCGCGGCGCAGGACCUCACCCGGCUUUACGCGAAAGAGGACGGGCGAUACCUCCCGGAGUUCCCUCGUCUCCUACGAAGAGUUCCGUGGCCAUGCCUCCGCACGUCAGGGUACGAUCCUCACCGCUAUCCGUGUAUUAUGAUCUGGAUAUCAAGCCUCCACCAAUCCCCGGCAUGCGUCCACCGCUGGGCUCUCCCGGUGGUCCAGUGCCCACACCCAAGUCUUCCAUGGGCUUCGUGAUGCCGAUCUACACAAUCUGCAUCAUCGUCUUCUUUGUCUACACUAUAAGCAAGAUUCUGUUCAGACGGACCGCAAGUUCAUCGCCCUACGAGACCCUACCACCAGAUCCUCAGUUCAGGAGACGAGUGUUCAGGGAUGAUUCCAGGAGUACACCUGACAAAUUAGGACCUAAAGAGCGGGACACAAGGGACGUGGAGUUGGAAGCGCUGAGGGCUCGCCUGGCUGAGACAGAGCGCGCGAUGCAAAGGAUCGUCAGCCAGCUGGCUCAGCGCGACGCGGAUGCACAGGAUAACAACGCUCGCCCAUACACGAAUGGGACAAUAUUGCACAACAGUGGGCCGGUACACAUAGUCGCUAGUGAGUACAAGGAGCCCACUAAAGAGAGCUUGGAGAAGAAGGAACCAUCUCCUGCACCAGAGGAACCUAAAUCAGUACCUGAACAAACCCAAGAAGAGAAAGAACCUUCUCCCGAACCUGAAACCCAAAAACCUGUGGAAAAAGAACCUUCUCCCGAACCUGAUACCCAAAAACCUGUGGAAAAAGAACCUUCUCCCGAACCUGAAACCCAGAAACCUGUGGAAAAAGAACCUUCUCCCGAACCUGAAACCCAAAAACCUGUAGAAGAACAACAACAGGCUGAAAAACCCGAAGAACCUGCUAAAGAAGAAUCUUUACCUCAAAAAGAAUCAACACCAGAGAAAGACACUCAAGUAAAAGAACCAACUCCUGAACCGAAAGAACCUACACCUGAAGUCGAGGACCAAAAAGAAGAAGAAAAAGAGAUAAAAGAAGUAAGUCCAGAAAAAGUAGCAGAAGAAACAAAUGACACUGACAAAUUGAUCAAAUUGGCUGAUGAUGUAAAAGUGGAGAGGAAUGGAGAUGUAAGACACACAGAAGAGUUCAUCAAAGAGGAAGCGAAGGCUUCUGAGGCGCAGAAGGAGAAGCAGUCCACACCUGAACUUCUAGAAGAAGCUAUCAAAGAUGAUGAUGAACAGGAGAAUGCUAGCGUUAAGGUGGUAGGCAUGGAGGUGAGGGCGCACCCGGCGGACGGUGGCGCGUGGAGGGCGAAGCGCCCCACGGAGACUCCGCCCCCGAUCCCAGCCGCCGCCCCCGCCCCGCAGCGAGCGCACGAGGCCGAGCAGGUGCAGUCGAUAUACCUGGACACGGAGAUCCCGCAGCAGUCGCGAGUGCUCGUCGCCGACUUCGCGGAGAAGAGGACUGACAGACCUGCUCCUACUAAACAUUCACCGAUGGUGGUGAGCGGCAAGAUGACACUAUCUCUGAUACAAGACGCGCCGCGGGACACGCCUGAGAGGGACCAAGAGUCGACAGUUGACGACUUCACAACGGCUAGUGCUGUCACGCAGAACGCUGAGAAAGAAGGCGAAUCAGAAGAAGAGAUCGAGGAAGAGAUUGAGAUAGAAGAGAUAGAGGAAGAAGUUGAAGAAGAGGAGGAGGAGGAAGAAGCAGUAGAAGUAGACCAAAAGGACAAGAAGACAGAGUGAAGUACUGAUAGAUAUACAUUGAUUAAUAUACUCGUACUUAGAGUUAUGUUUUGUGAUCUUGUGUAAACCAUUUUUAACCUUACGCUGUUGAAAUUUAAGUU